GCAAUUCCCGGCGCGGUUUCCUCAGGUCUGUCACCUCAGACCCGCAGACGGGAGGGAGGGACAACGGAGGGUUGGGGCCGAGCGUCCAGACCGGCGCUACCGUCGGGGCCACCUGCAGGUCGCAGUUGUUUGCUCUUUGGUCUCUCGCUGUCGAGGAGCGUCGUGGACGAGCUGCUGUCUCCGUCAACCUGGAAAGCGGAGCGUGCUGGUGUGGCGCCGAGCCGGGCGAGGUGGCACUUUUUCGUAUAAGGCUGCUUGUCUUGAAAGCAGUCCUGGCUUCUAAGACUGGCAUCCAAAUAAUUCUGGAAGAAGAGCUGACAGUCUGUGCACCCUAACAACCCUGGACAGAAACCAGCAUGUCUCAGGCCAGCAAGAGGAAGCAUGUGGUGCAGGAGGUGCUGGGGGAGCACAUGGUGCCUUCUGACCACCAGCAGAUAGUGAAAGUCCUCAGGACUCCUGGGAACAAUCUGCAUGAGGUGGAGACAGCACAGGGGCAGCGCUUCCUGGUGAGCAUGCCCUCCAAAUACCGCAAGAACAUCUGGAUCAAGAGAGGGGACUUCCUCAUUGUUGACCCUAUUGAAGAAGGAGAAAAAGUGAAGGCUGAGAUCUCUUUUGUGCUCUGCAAGAACCAUGUCCGCUCUCUACAGAAGGAGGGUCACUGGCCCGAGGCCUUCUCUGAGGUAGCUGAGAAACAGAACAAUAUGAACAGAGAGAGUCAGCCAGAACUCCCUGCUGAGCCACAGCUGUCAGGAGAAGGGUCCAGUUCUGAAGAUGAUUCUGACCUCUUUGUCAACACCAAUCACAGACAGUAUCAUGAGAGCGAGGAGGAGAGUGAAGAAGACGAGGAGGAGGAGGAGGAGGCAGCCUGAGCCCCAGGACCCACUUCUCUACUUGCUCAGGGACUACCCCUUGGCUUUUCUGGGCUUGGACAUUCCCAGGGUGCCCUGCAGAUCUUUUCCUUUGGAUGGGGACAAAGAUGGCCCCCUUCUGAACUGACCUAAAAGAAUUAAACCCCUGGUGGGUGAUGACUUACA
Messenger RNA from Mus caroli (Ryukyu mouse), 1034 nucleotides. RefSeq names its product eukaryotic translation initiation factor 1A domain containing (gene Eif1ad). NCBI's taxonomy places the organism in Eukaryota, Metazoa, Chordata, Mammalia, Rodentia, Muridae. The record is from RefSeq and is a predicted model, not a curated record. Gene Ontology annotation, cellular component: nucleus. Gene Ontology annotation, molecular function: RNA binding; translation initiation factor activity. Gene Ontology annotation, biological process: translational initiation.